UGCCCUGGUCAAUAGGACCUACGUUCGAGGCAGUAAACCAGUAAGAUUUGUGUCUGUAAUUCUUCACCGCCUCCUUCGCAAUCACCGAUUGGUUACUUUAGGAGGGAAGACUUGCGAGAAGGUUUGAUGCCCACUUUCUGCGCCCUCCCCGCACUUCGCCUUUCUCAUCUUCCCGCUUCUGCGCAACUCCGCUCGGCCUAACUACCUGUCCAAACCCCCCGUGUGUGUCUGUGUAUUUUCCCCUAAGAGAGCAAGGCAGCAUGUCGGACUACGGCUCACCCGGGGCCGGAGCGGGCGCUGGAGGCAAAAAAGAUGCUUUCGCGGACGCCGUGCAGCGAGCCAGACAGAUUGCAGCUAAGAUCGGAGGAGAUGCCGGACCUCCAAGUAACAAUGGAGGAGCAGGAGGAGGAGAGGGCUUCCCGUUCCAAACACUGAAACGCUCUCUGGAGGAUGGAGACCAACCAGAUGCCAAGAAGAUGUCUUCCCAGGGGGACAGAGACUCAGCCACUGCUUUGUCUAUCGGAGCUCAGCUCGCUGCCCUGUCUCAGCAAAGUGUCAGACCCUCCACUAUGACAGAGGAGUACAGAGUGCCAGACGGCAUGGUCGGACUCAUCAUUGGUCGAGGGGGUGAGCAGAUCAACAAGAUCCAGCAGGACUCGGGCUGCAAGGUCCAGAUCGCUCCAGGUGAGCAACUAGACAGUGGUGGCAUGCCAGAGAGGAGCGUCUCCCUCACAGGAAACCCUGACGCCAUCGCGAAAGCCAAGAUGUUUCUGGAUGAGAUUGUAUCUCGGGGGCGCGGUGCUCCUUCCUCUUCUUUCCACGAGUCGACCAAUGGGCAGAGUGGCUCCAUGCAGGAGAUGAUGAUCCCAGCUGGCAAGGCCGGCCUAAUCAUCGGCAAGGGAGGAGAGACCAUCAAACAACUACAGGAGCGUGCUGGAGUGAAGAUGAUCCUCAUCCAAGAUGGUUCCCAGCCACCCAACAUGGACAAACCCCUGCGCAUCAUCGGAGACCCCUACAAAGUACAGCAAGCCAAGGAGCUGGUGAAUGAGAUUCUGAGAGAGAGGGAUCACGCUGGCUUUGGAGACAGAAACAAUUUUGGCAACCAAAUGGGAGGAGGAGGUGGUGGUGGUGGAGGAGGCAUGGAUGUGCCCGUGCCCCGCCACUCUGUGGGAGUUGUGAUUGGUCGAAGUGGAGAGAUGAUCAAGAAGAUCCAGGCAGACGCUGGAGUUAGGAUACAGUUCAAACCAGAUGAAGAUGAAGAUGAAGAUGACGGUGCAGGUCCUGAUAAGAUAGCCCACAUCAUGGGCCCUCCAGACCGCUGUGAGCAUGCUGCCUCCAUCAUCAACGAGCUGCUGCAGAGCAUCAGAGUCAGGGAGGACGGAGGACAGGGGGGUCCUCCGGGUCCACCUGGCACGGGGGGGAUGCCUCAGGGUGGCCAUGGCAGGGGGCGAGGCCAGGGCAACUGGGGCGGUCCUCCGGGAGGUGAGGUAACCUUCUCUAUCCCUGCCCACAAAUGCGGCCUGGUGAUUGGUCGGGGUGGUGAGAACGUCAAGGCCAUCAACCAGCAGACGGGGGCUUUUGUGGAGAUCUCGCGUCAGCCACCGCCCAACGGUGACCCCAACUUCAAACUGUUCAUCAUCAGGGGGUCCCCUCAACAGAUAGAUCACGCCAAGCAGCUCAUAGAGGACAAGAUCGAGGCUCCUCUGUGUCCUCUAGGGGGAGGUCCUGGGGGACCUGGUCCAGCUGGUCCAAUGGGCCCCUACAACCCCAACCCUUACAACCCAGGGCCUGGUGGCCCCGGAGGACCCCCGCAUGGCGGCCCCCCAGGUGGUCAUGGUUAUGGGGCCCCUCAGGGCUGGGGAAACACCUUCCAGCAGUGGCAGGCCCCUGGAGGGCCACACGACCCCAACAAGGCAGCAGCAGACCCCAAUGCAGCGUGGGCAGCCUACUAUGCGCAGUACUACCAGCAGCAGCCAGGGGGCGCCAUGCCGGGCCAGGCCCCCAACGCCCCAGCAGCCGCCCCAGUCCAGGCAGACCCCUCCCAGGCAGCCCAGACCCCUGGAGGCCAGCCAGACUACACCAAGGCCUGGGAGGAGUAUUACAAGAAGAUGGGCAUGGCCCAGCCCGGUGGAGGUGCUGCAGCAGCGCCGGCUGCAGCCGUGGCCGGGGGAGGAGCUGGCGGACAGCAGGACUACAGUGCAGCCUGGGCUGAGUACUAUAGGCAGCAGGCGGCCUUCUACGGCCCUGGAGGGGCUCCAGGACAGGCUGCCACCCCACAGCAAGGACAACAGGCCCAGUGAACCAAAUCCAGCCAGUCUCCAAGCCUGUCAGAUGUGGACCGGGAGGACUGUCUCUUCACUGCAGCCACAUCCCAUCCAGCUCUCUGGACUUUUUAAAUGUUUUCUUCUGGGUUUAAGUCAUUCAAAAAAUGUCUGGUUUUGAUGGAAGCAAAACCUUAAUUCCCUCCCUCAAAUACACUCCCAGUACCCCCUUCUUCUCUUCCCCUAAAAAUUCCCCUUUUUCUUUUUUACAAAAACUGAAAAAUAACAAAUUCUACGAUUUUUUUUUUUUUUUUUUGCUGAUGAAAUGAUUGAACAACUUGGUAGGGUUGUUUUUCCUUUAUGUUCCCCUGUCCUCACCCUUCACCCCAACCCCUACGAUCUGCCUGUCCUCACCCUGCAUCCCAACUAGUGUCUGCCUGUCCUCACCCUGUACCCCAACUAGUGUCUGAGGAGGGGAAGAGAAGAAGAGGGGAAGAUGGUAAAGAGCUCCUACUCAUUGGCCUCGCUAAUACCCAUCUGUAAAAUACAUGGACUCGCACUUCUGUCAUUUGUUUGUUUUUCCUGAGGAAUAAACUGUCGUCUAGCAGUACUUUGGAGUAUAACUAUUACUAAUAUUCAGCAUCAGUUUGUAAAAACGAGUUGUUUUUUUGCAAGCAAAAGGAUAUUUUUUUGCUUUUUAGGCUUUUAUUUUCAUUUUUAAUUAACGUCUAGUUCAGUUAAAACAUUCCCUGUGUUGAUGAAGUAGCAGCAUUUUCCCCCUCCCUCCCCCCACCCACUUAUAAUUUUACUUAGUUCAUAUUUUUCAGUAACUAAAGGGUGGGCCUGGGUUUGUGUGUGCCUGUGCGACUGACUGUGUGUACAAGCCCCUGUUUCUAUGGAUGCUUGCUACAGUGUGUGCCUGCUUAUGUUGGUUGUUUUGGCACAGUUUGUGUCCCCGAGGCCCCCGUCCCCUUGCUGACUUCAGAUCAGGUUGCUGCAUCAUCAGAUGGGAUGCCUUUUAUUUUUCCUCGUGUUCCAAGAAGUCGUGUUAUAUGUUGUAUGCAGUUUUUUUUUUUUUUUUUUACUUUUUACUGCUUGUUUUUAAAAACUUCACAAUAAAAAAUAUAAGUAUUGAGA
Molecule: messenger RNA, 3398 nt
Organism: Oncorhynchus gorbuscha (pink salmon)
Lineage: Eukaryota; Metazoa; Chordata; Actinopteri; Salmoniformes; Salmonidae
Product: KH-type splicing regulatory protein
Exons: 21
Coding region: 261-2300 (679 amino acids)
Biological process (GO): regulation of DNA-templated transcription
Cellular component (GO): nucleus; cytoplasm
Molecular function (GO): mRNA binding
Source: RefSeq, a predicted model, not a curated record